GGCUCGGGGCUUGGGCGCCCACCCGGCCCGCAUCCCCUCGCCGCCCCAUGGCUCGGCUCCGCGCGCUGCUGUCCUGCCUGCUGUCCCUGCACUGCGGGCUCUGCGCCGCCGCAGGCAGCCGGAUCCCAGAACUGCGCCUCUCUGGAAAGCUCCACGACUAUGGGGUGACGGUGCCCUGCAGCACAGAUUUUCGGGGACGGUUCCUCUCCCAUGUGGUGUCGGACCCAGCAGCAGUCUCUGCGAGAAGCACAGUGGUGGGUAGGCCACCCACACCACCGUCACGCUCCAGGCACCGCCGGGUGGCCCGCAGCCCCCUGCACCCCGACAGAGAGAACCUGCAGCCUGGCAGGAUGGGACGCCACUCCCUGUACUUCAACGUCACUGUUUUUGGGAGGGAACUACACUUGUACCUGCGGCCCAACCGGCGGCUGGUGGUGCCGGGAGCUUCGGUGGAGUGGCAGGAAGACUUUCAGGAGCUGUUCCGGCAGCCUUUGUGGCAGGAGUGUGUCUACACCGGUGGUAUCACAGGCAUGCCGGGGGCAGCUGUCGCCAUCAGCAACUGCGAUGGAUUGGCUGGCCUGAUCCGCACAGACAGCACCGACUACUUCAUUGAGCCUCUGGAGCGGGGGCAGCAGGAGAAGGAGGCCGGCGGGAGGACACACGUGGUAUACCGCCGGGACACUGGCCAGCAGGAGUGGGCAGAACUUCACGGGGACCUUUACAAUGAAGCCUUUGGCCUUGGCGACCUUCCCAACCUGCUGGGCCUGGUGGGGGACCAGCUGGGCGAUGCGGAGCGCAAACGGCGCCAUGCCAAGCCGGGCGGCUACAGCAUCGAGGUGCUGCUGGUGGUGGACGACUCAGUGGUGCGCUUCCACGGCAAGGAGCACGUGCAGAACUAUGUCCUCACCCUCAUGAACAUCGUGGACGAGAUAUACCAUGAUGAGUCCCUGGGGGUCCACAUUAACAUUGCCCUUGUCCGCUUGAUCAUGGUCGGCUACCACCAGUCCCUGAGUCUGAUUGAGCGUGGAGACCCCUCACGCAGCCUGGAGCAGGUCUGUCGCUGGGCGCACUCCCAGCAGCGCCAGGACCCUGGCCACGCUGAGCACCACGACCAUGUCAUCUUCCUCACCCGGCAGGACUUUGGGCCCUCAGGGUAUGCGCCCGUCACUGGCAUGUGCCACCCCCUGAGAAGCUGUGCCCUCAACCAUGAAGACGGCUUCUCCUCAGCCUUCGUGGUUGCCCAUGAGACUGGCCAUGUGCUCGGCAUGGAGCACGACGGCCAGGGAAACAGCUGUGCCGAUGAGACCAGCCUGGGCAGUGUCAUGGCACCCCUGGUGCAGGCGGCCUUCCACCGUUUCCACUGGUCCCACUGCAGCAAGUUGGAGCUCAGCCGCUACCUCCCCUCCUACGACUGCCUUCUGGACGACCCCGUUGAGCCGGCCUGGCCCCAGCCUCCCGAGCUGCUUGGGAUCAACUACUCAAUGGAUGAGCAGUGCCGCUUUGACUUUGGCACCGGGUACCAGACCUGCACAUCGUUCAGGACCUUUGAACCCUGCAAUCAGCUGUGGUGCAGCCACCCGGACAACCCGUACUUCUGCAAGACCAAGAAGGGGCCCCCACUGGAUGGGACCGAGUGUGCGCCGGGCAAGUGGUGCUUCAAAGGUCACUGUAUCUGGAAGUCCCUGGAACAGUUGUAUGGCCAGGAUGGAGGCUGGAGCUCCUGGACCAAGUUUGGAUCGUGUUCGAGGUCAUGUGGGAGUGGAGUGCGAUCCCGCAGCCGGAGCUGCGACAGCCCCCCCCCAGCCUAUGGAGGCCGCCCGUGCUCAGGGCCCAUGUUCAAGUAUCAAGUCUGCAACAGUGAGGAGUGCCCGGGGCCCUACGAAGACUUCCGGGCCCAGCAGUGCGCCAAACGCAACUCCUACUACACCUACCAGAAUACCAAGCACACCUGGGUCCCCUACGAGCCUGAGGAUGACACCCAGAAGUGUGAGCUGAUCUGCCAGUCAGCAGACACAGGUGAUGUGGUGUUCAUGAACCAAGUGGUCCACGACGGGACGCGCUGCAGCUACCGAGACCCCUAUAGCCUCUGUGCCCGUGGCGAGUGCGUGCCCGUCGGCUGUGACAAGGAGGUCGGAUCCAUGAAGGCAGAUGAUAAUUGUGGAGUGUGUGGUGGUGACAACUCCCACUGCAGGACUGUGAAGGGAACCCUGGGCAAGGCCUCCAAGCAGGCAGGAGCUCUCAAGCUGGUGCAGAUUCCUGCGGGCGCCAGACACAUUCAGAUCGAGGAGCUGGAGAAGGUCCCCCACCACAUUGCGGUGAAGAACCAGGUCACAGGCAGCUUCAUCCUCAACCCCAAGGGCAAGAACGCCACGAGCCGGACCUUCAUGGCAAUGGGCCUGGUGUGGGAGUAUGCAGUGGAGGACGCCAAGGAAAGCCUCAAGACCAGUGGGCCCCUGCCCGAAGCCAUCGCUGUCCUGGUGCUCCCCUCAGAGGAGGGUGGCCCCCGCAGCAGCCUGGCCUACAAGUACGUCGUUCAUGAAGAUCUGCUGCCCCUUAUUGGGAGCAACAACGUGCUCCUGGAGGAGACAGACACCUAUGAGUGGGCGCUCAAGAGCUGGGCCCCCUGCACCAAGUCCUGCGGAAGAGGUAUCCAGUUCACCAAAUAUGGCUGCCGGCGCCGCCGGGACCACCACAUGGUGCAGCGGCACCUGUGCGACUACAGGAAGAGGCCCAAGCCCAUUAGGCGGCGCUGCAACCAGCACCCAUGUGUCCAGCCCGAGUGGGUGACAGAGGCGUGGGGCACCUGCAGCCGGAGCUGCGGGAAGCUGGGGGUACAGACGCGGGGUGUGCAGUGCCUGCUGCCCCUAUCCAAUGGCACCCGCAAAGCCAUGCCAGCUAAGGCCUGCCCCGGGGACCGGCCUGAGGGCCGGCGGCCGUGCCUCCGCGUGCCCUGCCCAGCCCAGUGGCGCACCGGAGCCUGGUCCCAGUGUUCCGUCACCUGUGGGAAGGGCAUCCAGCAGCGGCAGGUCGUGUGCCGAACGAAUGCUAGCAGUCUGGGGCAGUGCGAGGGGGACAAGCCGGACACCGUCCAGAUCUGCAGCCUGCCCGCCUGUGGAGGAGGUCUCCAGAGCUCUACGGCAAAGGCUGACAUCAGGGAACUUGUGACCCCGAAGUGGACCCCACAAACUGGACCCCUCCAUCCCGUUGACAAGAUAUUAUCAACAGAGCCCUGCAUGGGGGACAGGUCCAUCUUCUGCCAGAUGGAGGUGCUGGAUCACUACUGCUCCAUCCCUGGCUACCAACGGCUCUGCUGUGGGUCCUGUACCAAGAAGGACCCCAGCCUGACUUCACCAUCGCCAAUCCCUACCCCUGGGAGCCCUUUCUCAGGAACCAAGUCCCCUCUAGAUGCUGUGGAGCCCACUGGGGGGCCACCAGGGCCAGAUGGUCAUCAGCCUGGUCUAACCACACAGCUUCCAGAACUUCUGGAUACAAGCUCUCCCGUGACCCAGUACCACCUUGCUCCCCAGAGACUAAGCACUAGAGCAUCCUGGGUCACCUCCCCUACCACCCAGCGGGGACAGCCUUGGGGCUGGACUGAGGCACUGACGUCAGCCUCUGAGGAGAAAGAGCAGCCCAAGGAAGACCAGAAGUAUCCAGGCACCAGCCGCCCCACCACCUCCCUGAUGACAUAAGCUGCCUGUCCCAUCCCGCCAGUCAAGUUUACAGGCCAUGUGCAGCCCCAGGGACCCCAGCUCAGAGCACACACAGCAGGCAGGGGCCAGCACAGGCUUCCUUUUAAAUUAUUUGCCUUCUUGUUCUCCUGUGGGGCUGUGAUACUCUUCACCCCCGGAAGGGGUGGGGAGAAGGAAAAGAUCAGGGAAAGCCCUAAUCUGAGAUACCUCAGCAAGCAGUCCCCGGUGACAAUUGCACCUCUCAGGGUCAGCUCGUGUCCCCUCCUCACAGUGGCCAGGGCUGCCCAUCUUCACCAGAACUUGGGGGGACCCUUUUGAGGUCCUACCUCUCUGGCCCCUCUGCCUGGAAACAUAUGUGGGACCAGAGAAGGUGGGGGCUAACAGGGCAGCCUGAGAUGAAGAGGGGGCUAGAGUGAACAUGGUCAUGAGGGUCCUCUCCUCACUAGCAGGGUUGGGGGUGGGGAGGGAGCAAGAAGGCAGUUUCGUCUCAGGCCCAGCUUUGCCAGCCAAGACCCAGAGGCAGAAUCUAGCUUGUGUUGGCUGGCUGGAGGGGAGUUCUGAGCCAGCCGAGUCGGGGGCCCCACCCCCACCCCAACCUCAUAGAGAAGGGGGCUCAGGACACUUGGAACCAGGUCUUCAUCAUCCAGGGGUUUCCAAAUUGGUACUUGACCCCUGGCUGGACCAGGAACAGCAGCUGUCAUCAUCACUCCGGGCCUGGGAGGAGCCUGGCCCAGAGGGUGACCGUGUCACAGAGGAGACGUGAUUUUUUGGACUGUGUCAGGCCCUUCCCACUGUCUGCCAAAGAACACUCUUGCUGGGUUCAGGCAUCUCCUCCCACCUGGCUUGAGCUUGGCCAGAGUUUGCGGUGCUCUGGAGGGUGGUCAGGCCCCAGGGCUGAGGAACUGGGUAUCCACUCAUAGUAGACUCAAGUGGUAACAACAGCUACCCAGGCCAAGCGUCCAGGGCAGGACUGGUGCCUCUGCCCGAUGCUGGGGCUGAGAGAACACUUGGUCCAGUACCACAGAGCCUCAGCCAUGCUCGGCUGCCCUCCAUGUUACCUGCAAGGGGCAGGUAACACCCCUAGACCCCUGGCUCUCAGGAAGCUGCUCGGGUUCCCAGGAUACCUCUCAGGAGUCCUCGCUCCCGGAAGUCAUGGAGAGGGCCUCCCAGACCCCUCAUCAGGUGUUAGAGGUGCUUGUUGUCCUUCUCGCCCUCAGCCGGGGGAGGGGGCUGUUCAGAGCUGGCUUCAGGAAUUGGAGCAGUGGAGCCCCUUGGAGAACAGAGACCCCAGAGGGGGCUCCCCUGGGCUUUCUCCGAGCUAUCCUCCCCAUCUCUGGGAUGCUGGUGCACACAACGAAUCAUUCCUGUGAGAACCAUGCCUGGCCUGUGUUACGUACUGUGUGUAAACUCUGUGCCUUUGAGAUCUGGAUGUUUUAAAUUUUAAGUAUUUAUUAA
This is a messenger RNA of Loxodonta africana (African savanna elephant), 5147 nucleotides long. RefSeq names its product ADAM metallopeptidase with thrombospondin type 1 motif 14 (gene ADAMTS14). NCBI's taxonomy places the organism in Eukaryota, Metazoa, Chordata, Mammalia, Proboscidea, Elephantidae. The transcript has 22 exons. Bases 48 to 3692 code for a protein of 1214 amino acids. Gene Ontology annotation, cellular component: extracellular matrix. Gene Ontology annotation, molecular function: metalloendopeptidase activity. The record is from RefSeq and is a predicted model, not a curated record. Gene Ontology annotation, biological process: proteolysis; extracellular matrix organization.